AUCAUAAUAGAAAUAUAACCUAGAAAUAAAAUUCCUACUAUAGUAAUAGUGGUACAAACAAAAUUAUUGAAAAGCAAGAUUUAGAGGAACUACGUCUAAAUACUACUAAUACUAAAUCUAAAUACACACGAAACAUGACAAUUUGCAUACAAUGUGGUGGAGAACCAAAAUAUAAAUGUCCAACAUGCUGCAAACCAUACUGUUCUGUUGCUUGCUGUAAAGAACAUAAGCAGAGUCCAUGUAGUGCUCCUCCCGCACCAGAGCCAAGUUCUGUUGAAACACACAUUACCUAUGACUAUCCUACAGAGGACACAGUUUCACCAGAAAAAUUAGAAUUAUUAGAGAAAUCUCAAGAGGUCAAGAAAUGUUUAGAGAACCUACAUGUUCGAGAAAUAUUGGAACAACUUGACAAGUCACCACAUCCUGAUGAAUUGAUUCAAGAAUAUAUGCAGGAGCCCAUAUUCACAGAACUGGUUGAUGCAUGUUUGAAUGUUGUAGAACCUUCUAGUGAUUUUGAAAAAUAGAUAUUCAUCAGUUUUACACCAGUGCUACAGUGAUUGGUAUAUUCGAAACCAUCCAUAGCAACAAAGCACUGCACAGUGCACAUCUUUGGUGGAAUAGGUCUGUAAAAUAGGUUAUUUAAGAUUAUUUAAAGCAGAAAAUAUGUA
Molecule: messenger RNA, 668 nt
Organism: Plodia interpunctella (Indianmeal moth)
Lineage: Eukaryota; Metazoa; Arthropoda; Insecta; Lepidoptera; Pyralidae
Exons: 3
Coding region: 135-524 (129 amino acids)
Molecular function (GO): protein binding
Source: RefSeq, a predicted model, not a curated record